Ziziphus jujuba (common jujube) is the source of this 3922-nucleotide messenger RNA. RefSeq names its product probable LRR receptor-like serine/threonine-protein kinase At1g06840. The coding region runs from base 238 to 3138 and encodes 966 amino acids. Lineage: Eukaryota; Viridiplantae; Streptophyta; Magnoliopsida; Rosales; Rhamnaceae. The record is from RefSeq and is a predicted model, not a curated record. Gene Ontology annotation, molecular function: protein kinase activity; protein binding; ATP binding. The transcript has 21 exons. Gene Ontology annotation, biological process: protein phosphorylation.
GAAGAUGAACUCAAAACCAUAAAAAAACUGGUCCCAUAAAUCGGCAACUUGCAAAUUCUCAGCUGACCUGAUCCUCCAUUCCUUGAACAUAAUUAAGAAUUAAUUAAUGGAUAUAAUUUCAAUCUCAUCCUCUCUAUUUAUAUCCAAAACCUUAUCUAGCAAUUUUCAUACAAUUCCAACUUUCUUCUUUGUCUUGGUGGUCUUACUUUUGCCCUUUGAUAAGCACAUUUUGCAUAGAUGGAGAUGAGGUGGAGGAAUAUUUGUGUUCAAGGAGCUAUGCUUGGAUUACUGCUGCUUUGUUUUUCCUUGCUGGUUUCAGGACAAACACUUGACCCUCUUGAAGUGAGUGCAUUGAAAGCAAUUCGUCGUAAACUCAAAGAUCCAUACAAGAACCUUUGGAAUUGGAAGAAGAAAGACCCUUGUGAAAAUGAAUGGACAGGUGUAAUAUGUACGGAGGAUGAUGACCAGGAUGCUUAUCUCCAUGUUCAAGAAUUGCGGUUGCUUAAUUUGAAUCUCUCUGGAAAGUUAUCCCCUCGAAUUGGCAAUCUUCCUAAUCUGACUAUAUUGAAUUUUAUGUGGAAUAAUAUAAGUGGCAGCAUACCGAAGGAGAUAGGAAAUUUAACUAAUUUGCAGCAACUGCUCUUGAAUGGAAACCAAAUAUCUGGUCCCUUACCAGAGGAGCUUGGUUAUCUCCCUGAAUUAGUUAUGUUUCAAGUGGACCAAAAUCAUAUUUCAGGGUCAAUUCCCAAAUCAUUUUCAAAGCUGAAAAAAGUUCAGCACUUUCACUUCAACAACAACUCACUCAGAGGUCAGAUUCCAUCUGAGCUUUCUGAAAUACCAGAAAUAAUUCAUAUCUUGUUGGACAACAACAAUCUAUCAGGGUAUCUUCCACCAGAGCUGGGGCAAAUAGAAAAAUUGAGGAUUCUUCAACUUGAUAACAACAACUUUGGGGGGUCAAUAAUUCCAGAUUCUUAUGCAACCAUGCCAAAUUUGGUGAAAUUGACUCUUAGGAACUGCAACUUGCAAGGGAAAGUUCCUGAUUUUAGCCGUAUUCCAGGCCUUCUUUACUUAGAUCUUAGCUCAAACAAACUUGAAGGAAAUAUACCAACAAACAAGUUUCCUGUCAACAUCACAACAAUUGAUCUGUCAGGAAAUAUGCUUAUUGGAUCCAUACCCUCAAACUUUUCAGGCCUUCCUGAACUCCAGAUAUUGUCACUCCAACACAAUCGGUUGACUGGCGAUGUUCCCUCUACUAUCUGGGAGAAUAUGACAUUUAGUAGUGCAGAUGCCACACUUACCUUAAACUUUGAGAAUAACUUUCUCCAGAAUAUCUCAGGCAGCUUAAAUCAUCCUUCAAACGUCACCAUUUUGCUUGCAGGUAAUCCUGUUUGUGAAAGUGCAAAUGAACUAAAGAUAACGCAGUUCUGUGGACUUGGAGAUGGAGAUCUUGUGGAGCCUCCUGGAAACUCAAGUAGCUCUCAGGAUGAAUGCGAACCUCAAAUUUGUGUGGCCGAACUGUUCUUUGAAUAUGCCCCUGAUUAUCCUUCUUGUUUCUGUGCUGCACCUAUUGAAGUUUGGUUUCGGUUGAGAAGUCCUAGCAUGACAAAUUUCAGACCUUUUGUUGAUUUUUUUAAGGCAUACUUAACAUCCGAUCUUGGAAUGGAAAUUUAUCAACUGGUUGUCGGUGGGUUUGAUUGGCAAAGAGGUCCUAAGCUCAUAUUGCACCUCAAAUUCUUUCCUAAGUUUUCAAAUGAUUCUCAUAUAUUCAGUACAAAUGAGACCAGACAUCUUAUUGAAAAAUUUACUAAAAAUGAUAUUCAUCUGGACAACUUCUUCGGGCCGUACGAUCUCCUCAAUUUUAAUUUAGGACACUAUGAUAAUCGUACUGGCAUGCCUCCAGAAUCAGGUAUGAGCAAAGGCAUCAUUGCUGCAAUUGUGCUGGGAUCUAUCUCUUGUGCAGCUACUUUGCUUUUUGCUAUUGUAUUUAUUUACAAUAAAACUCACCCCACAUUCCAACGAAAAGUUUCGAAGAACCAACCUUUUCCAAAGAAUCCUAUCAAGUUUGAAGGUGUUAGAAGAUUUAGUUUUCAAGAGCUCGAAACAGCAACAGACAGCUUCAAUAUUACUACCCAAGUUGGCCAAGGAGGCUAUGGAAAAGUUUAUAAAGGCAUUCUAGCUGAUGGAACAAUUGUAGCAAUUAAACGUGCUCAACAAGGAUCGAUGCAGGGUGAAAAAGAAUUCUAUACAGAGAUAGAAUUGCUAUCGCGAGUACAUCAUCGUAAUCUGGUUUCAUUGGCUGGAUAUUGUGAUGAAGAAGACGAGCAGAUGUUAGUAUAUGAGUUUAUGCCAAAUGGUUCUCUUCAAAGUCUUCUCUCUGCUAGAUUCCAAAGUUCUCUUGGCUUUUCUAUGAGAUUGCGCAUAGCAUCGGAUUCAGCAAAGGGAAUUCUCUACCUUCAUACAGAAGCUGAUCCACCAAUAAUACACCGUGAUAUAAAAGCAAACAACAUAUUGUUGGACUCCAAGUUUACUGCAAAAGUUUCAGAUUUUGGAAUCUCAAAGCUUGCACCAGUAUCAGAUGGAAAAGGAGUUGGAAUAGAGCAAAUAUCCACAGUUGUGAAAGGCACACCAGGCUACCUUGAUCCAGAAUAUUUCUUCACUAACAAGUUAACAGAGAGGAGUGAUGUUUAUAGCCUUGGAAUUGUAUUUCUUGAACUCUUGACAGGAAAGCCACCUAUAUCUCACGGUAGAAACAUUGUUCGCGAGGUGAUUACAGCAUGUCAAUCUGGGGAGAUGUUGUCCAUUGUAGACAAGAACAUGGGUCCAUACGAUCCAGAAUGCCUCAAGAAAUUUAUGGAAUUGGCCUUAAAGUGCAGUCAAGAGGUGACAUCAGCACGGCCUUCAAUGUUGGAGGUGGUGAGAGAGUUAGAGAACAUAACUUCAAUGCUUCCAGAAUCUGACUCCUCCAUUCCAUCAGAAAUUGAUGGCUCUUCUUCCUCGGGGAUGCCAUCAGGAUAUCAACCGACACCACUCUAUUAUUCAGAAGGGAACGGGGUGAACACAAAUAACAAUUUAUUUUCUAAUGUUUACACCGGAAGUGACCUUGUUAGCGGUGUCAUCCCCACAAUUAAGCCUCGUUAAUGACACUGUGAUGAGUCUAUGUGGCAUUAAAUUAAUUAGUGAAGAGAUGAGUAAGCAUUCCUUUUAAACGACAUGUCGCUGAUCUGUUGUGGGUCAUAUAACCAGCUUGCACGUGGGAUGCCUUUAUAGCUUGGUUUACUUUGAUCUAUGGCUAGAAGCUUUGUAUCCAUCUUGGCUAUCACUUUGGUUUUGCUAGAAAGCAUAUCUGAUUGGUUUUUAUCUCCAAUAUAUAUCUCUGAUUGUGUUGAAUGAUUCAAGUGUUUUGGAUAUAUAUAUAUAUAUAUAUAUAUUUCUGGUCGGUGAAGCUGAUUGGCCCUAUUGCUUGUGUAUGUUGCUGGUUUGGUGUUAAAUCACCUUGAGAUAGAUUUCGAUUAGGCAUCGAAAUCAUCGGGUAAUCUAGAACUACAGCUUCCAUAAGUAUCGAAAUCCUUUGGAUACUCUCCAAAUUCCCUCCACAGACACCGACCAUAAACUUUCUCUUAAAUGGUUAAUUAUCUAAGCUUAGUAUUUGUGCAGCAGAAAUUCGAACUCUUAUGGAGUUGUUUUUUUGUUCUAUCAUUCUAAUUUAUUAAAACUUUCUUUAGUCUUAGAGAAAGCAAAACUGAAAGAAAAAACUUUCUUAUAAUAUAUAGAUAUGUUUUAACGUAUCUAGUAUCAUUUUUAGCGACUGAAGAGAAGACGUCUGUGCAGUUGCUUUCUUAUCAAAGAAAUUUUUGUACAACUUUGAACAAAACUACUAAGAAAGUGAUAUAUAUUUUUCUAUUUUGCAACAUGUUUAUAAAAA